Anopheles moucheti is the source of this 587-nucleotide messenger RNA. RefSeq lists its product as uncharacterized. Bases 147 to 587 code for a protein of 146 amino acids. NCBI's taxonomy places the organism in Eukaryota, Metazoa, Arthropoda, Insecta, Diptera, Culicidae. The transcript is spliced from 4 exons. The record is from RefSeq and is a predicted model, not a curated record.
CGAAAGCUGUGGCCGCGAUUGGUGUGUUUCCGUUGCGUUGCUAAAAAUUGGUGGUUAUUUAUUAUUUAGAAGUACUCUCCCCUCCCAGCCAGCCAACCGCAAUCAGCAUUCCGGACCGUAUUGCCGGCAGGUAUGGUGUUAGUAUCAUGUCCACCAUCGAGGAACGUACAGCGUACCUAGACAAUCCAUACUUCAAAGGACACAUCUACGGGAACUUUAACCCGUUCUACGUUACAAUCGCCAUCUGCACCGUGCUCGGCGUGUUCAUCUUCGUGCUGAACAUCGUGUGCGGUUGCUGCUCCAAGCACAGACAGUACUGGCAGGACCGGCAUACCGGAAAUCGGUGGUUAGUGUCAUUUUGGUCAGCUACACCGCAUAAGCAACCGCCGCUGGAUUUGACCGAGCUGAAAGACGCCAGCUACUUCCAACCAGUCAACCCCGACGUUGAGCGCCCGGUGGAGUACACCGUGUCCCACCAUCGGCCCCAGUACCAAUAUCCGCCCGCUUCCGCCCGUGGUGCUUCCCCGCAGGGCUACCACCAUCGCGAAGAGUACGUGGAGCUGCAGAAGCGCGAAAGCGACAUCUAG